AGCUGGAUGACCAGAAAAUUGAAGUAUAUGGGGAGAGAGCAUUGAAUAUAAACUUGACUGAUUCCAACAAUUUCCAUCACUUGUCUCGUAUCCUAUGUGUCUUAGUAGAGAAAGAAACCCAAACCCCCCUUCUUCCUUCCUAGCUCAUCUACCAAACCAAACCAAACAAAUAAUUAUAAAAAGCAUAUUUUAAACUAAGUUUUAAGUACUGGUAUUAUUGUUUAAGUCCUUUCUUUCUUCAAAGCUCCAACAAUUGAUAUAAAUGUGUGUUUGAGUCUGACCACACACGUUACCAUUAUUUUUCAUUCAGUCAUCUAAUUCUUUUUUUUCCUCCAAAACCCCCCAAAAAUAAAAGGUUGUCAUUUUUCUUUUCUUUUCUCCCAAUAUAUAAUUCUUUUUUUUUCCUUGUUUUUUUGGGGCGGUGGAAAUUUGGUUAGUUAACAGUCUUUAGAAAAUGAGUUCAUAUUUCCGGCAGAAAUUCCAAAUUUCUUCAAUAUGGUCAUCAUCAUCGUCUUCCUCACCAGAAGAAGACAAAGAUGAAGGAAAAGUGAAUCAUCAAGAACUUAAACAUGAGGAUGAUUAUGAGGAGGAGGAAGAAGAAGAGGAGGAGGAGAAGCUAGAACUGGAAGAUCAAAAAAGAGACGAGAUUGAACGAAGUAAAAUCAAGAUCAUGAGAGCCCGCCUUCUAACUCAAGAUCCUUCUUCCCAGGAUCUAGAUGAUCUUAUGAUCAGAAGGUUUCUGAGAGCUCGUGAUCUUGACAUUGACAAGGCUUCUGCUUUGCUUCUCAAGUACUUGAGCUGGAGGAAAGAGUUUGUUCCCAAUGGCUCCAUUUCUCCAUCAGAGAUCCCAAAUGAGCUUGCUGAUGAUAAGUUGUUCAUGCAAGGACUGGAUAAGUUGGGCCGUCCCAUUGUAGUAGUUUUUGGUGGACGCCAUAAGCCUAAGAAUCUCGAAGAGUUCAAACGCUAUGUCACUUUCAGCCUUGACAAAAUAUGUGCCAGAAUGCCUACUGGACAAGAGAAGUUUGUUUGCAUUGCCGAUCUUGAAGACUGGGGAUAUACCAAUAGUGACGUCCGCGGUUACAUUGCAGCUCUGUCAAUUUUACAGGAUUGCUACCCGGAAAGACUAGGCAAGUUAUUCAUUGUUCAUGCUCCUUACAUAUUCAUGACGGCUUGGAAGAUGAUUUACCCGUUUAUUGACCGUAAAACAAAGAAGAAGGUAGUGGAUUUUCUGAUCCUGUCUUUCCUCUUCCAGAUGAAUGAUACCUUUAGGGUACAUGGAUUAAUCACACACCAGAAGUCUAGCUUUCUAAUGUUUUGGCUGAAAUGUGAUUUGAUUUUUCCUUUGUCACCAGGCAUCAUGAUGCACAGAAUCACGGCUUAGAUUUCUGGUUCCUUUCUUGAUGUAGUUUCAGGAUUUCUAAUCUUCUGAUUGGUUGUUUGUUUAUGCAGAUUAUGUUUCUCGAGGACAAAAAACUGAGAUCAAAAUUGCUUAAUGACAUUGAUGAGAGUCAACUUCCUGAAACAUAUGGAGGCAAACUACCAUUGAUCCCGAUUCAGGACUGCUAAACUGAUGUUCCAAUUACAAACACUAAAUGUGUUUUCCUAUGUACCCUCCAUUAUAUUGUUUUUAUUAGCCAUGUCCCAUUUUCAAGAUCAUUUUAUUACCAUUGGGAUAUGAACCUGAUCAGUAUUCAGUACCUCGUUAUCCUGUACCAUUUGUAACAAAAACCUAUAUUAUUGUGGUUAUACUACCGAAUGCUAUCUGUUGUUGAAACAAUACGAGCUAAACUGCUAGUCUCUGCUUAUCGAACUUCUGUGCAUUCCUCAUUUCUUGUUAUUAAGGA
Messenger RNA from Oldenlandia corymbosa var. corymbosa, 1844 nucleotides. Lineage: Eukaryota; Viridiplantae; Streptophyta; Magnoliopsida; Gentianales; Rubiaceae. The record is from the annotation of a GenBank genome assembly.